UGCGGGUUUUGGAUGCUGCUCGGUGAUGAAACAGAGAGAGGAGAGGCGCAUUAGAGAAUCCGCAUCACGGAGCAGGAAGCAACAGCCACUUCACAGAAAGAAACACAAUCACUUUAAACAUGGAAAAGAAACAGACCAUCAACUUCGGUGCUGGACCUGCAAAACUACCACAGUCUGUAAGUUGACUUUUUACUGUGCAUUAGAAAACCGAAGAAGUAAAUGCUUGUAGCCUGUAACAUGAAGAGAAACCGAAAUGAAUGGUAUGGAUGCUACUUUUUCCGUAAUGCAAGUUGCAAAAGUGCAAAGUUUUUUUUUUAUCUUUGAUGCGUUUUAUUUGAUAAGAGCAGGCAAGCGAUUGCGCUGUUGCAUCCCUUCGUCAUUGAAACAGCAUGAUAGAUUUAUAUUUUUAAACUGACGAUUUGAUCACUGUGAACAGAAACAACGUGUUAAAACAUGAGGAAAAAUCUUGGCGUCAUGCAAGAGUAGGCUGCGAGGCGAGUCGCUUGGUGAAACUAGAUGGUUGAGUUGCAUCAGCCGCCUAACCAUUCAUGUGGAAAAUCCUGUAAGUCUAUGCUUCGGUGCCAAGCGAUGCUAUUCACCUCUGGGUGCUAGAACCACUGUCAAGUCGGGUAGGGAUCAUCCAAAAGUUGUUGAUUUUAUCCGGCUGCCACCAGUUCAUUGUGUUCCCCCGGCUACUCAACCCUACACCUUAGAGGCUGCUGCCCUAUAUACAUAGACAUGGAGUCACUGGCCACUUUAAUAAUGGAACACUGGUCACUUAAAUCAUGUUUACAUACUGCUUUACUCAUCUCAUAUCUCUUAUGUAUAUACCGUAAUCUAUUCUACUGUAUUCUAGUCAAUGCCACUCUGACAUUGCUCGUCCUAAUAUUUAUAUAUGGCUUAAUUCCAUUCUUUUACUUUUAGAUGUGUGUAUUGUUGUGAAUUGUUAGAUACUACUGCACUGUUGGAGCUAGGAACACAAGCAUUUCGCUACACCCGCAAUAACAUCUGCUAAAUAUGUGUAUGUUAACAAGAAAAUUUGAUUUGAUUUAGAAUGACCUGUAUUCAAACUAAAAUAAAUGUAUUCAAGACUUGUAAGGGUUUUCAUUGAAGUGAAUGAUUUGAAUUUAAACGUGAAUGUGCUGUGUCCCCAGGUGCUGUUCCAGGCGCAGAGAGAACUGCUGGACUAUAAUGGCAGCGGGAUCAGUGUCCUGGGUUAGUGUCUCUCUCUGUCUGCUCCAGUGGGCACACACUGGUUGAAUCAACAUUAUUUCCAUGUAAUUAUUAUUUUAUAUAUAUUUGUGUAUGUAUGUAUGUAUGUAUGUGUAUAUAUAUAUAUAUAUAUACAUACAUGCAUGCAUACAUACAGUACCAGUCAAAAGUUUGGACACACCUACUCAUUCAACCCAGGUCUGUAGUGACGCCUCUAGCACUGCGAUGCAGUGCCUUAGACCGCUGUGCCACUCGGGAGCCCCGUUUCCACGUAAUCUCAAUGAAAUUAAAACCAAUGUGGAAUAGCCGUCUUUGCCCAGUGGGGCCUGUCUGUCAUGUUUUAAUGACAUGGUGUCUUUAUUAGCUAGCUAAUUUAUUUUAUUGUAUUUUAUUCUGUCCGUGCAGAGAUGAGCCAUCGGUCGUCAGACUUCACCAAGAUCGUGAACAUCACAGAGAACCUGUUACGGGAGCUGCUGUGAGUGUACACACAAUCCUACUGAUCAUCUCUUCUUCUGAUCAUCUCUUCUACUGAUCAUCUUUUCUACUGAUCAUCUCUUCUACUGAUCAUCUCUUCUACUGAUCAUCUCUUCUUCUGAUCAUCUUUUCUACUGAUCAUCUCUUCUACUGAUCAUCUCUUCUACUGAUCAUCUCUUCUACUGAUCAUCUCUUCUUCUGAUCAUCUCUUCUACUGAUCAUCUCUUCUACUGAUCAUCUCUUCUUCUGAUCAUCUCUUCUACUGAUCAUCUCUUCUACUGAUCAUCUCUUCUACUGAUCAUCUCUUCUUCUGAUCAUCUCUUCUUCUGAUCAUCUCUUCUACUGAUCAUCUCUUCUACUGAUCAUCUCUUCUACUGAUCAUCUCUUCUACUGAUCAUCUCUUCUUCUGAUCAUCUUUUCUACUGAUCAUCUCUUCUACUGAUCAUCUUUUCUACUGAUCAUCUCUUCUACUGAUCAUCUCUUCUUCUGAUCAUCUCUUCUUCUGAUCAUCUUUUCUACUGAUCAUCUCUUCUACUGAUCAUCUCUUCUUCUGAUCAUCUUUUCUACUGAUCAUCUCUUCUACUGAUCAUCUCUUCUUCUGAUCAUCUCUUCUUCUGAUCAUCUCUUCUUCUGAUCAUCUCUUCUACUGAUCAUCUCUUCUACUGAUCAUCUCUUCUACUGAUCAUCUCUUCUACUGAUCAUCUCUUCUUCCCUCUAGCUUUCUAUUAUUUUCUUCCUCUGCUACUGGAUCAUAUUUCUGUUUAAUUCUGGAGUGUUUAAGAAACCACUGGAGAAUGUUAUCAACUGUCUGGGAGAAUGUGUUGGUGUCUGCAUGUGUUUUAAUCUGUCUGGGAGAAUGUGUUGGUGUCUUUGCAUGUGUUUUAAUCUGUCUGGGAGAAUGUGUUGGUGUCUUUGCAUGUGUUUUAAUCUGUCUGGGAGAAUGUGUUGGUGUCUGCAUGUGUUUUAAUCUGUCUGGGAGAAUGUGUUGGUGUCUUUGCAUGUGUUUUAAUCUGUCUGGGAGAAUGUGUUGGUGUCUGCAUGUGUUUUAAUCUGUCUGGGAGAAUGUGUUGGUGUCUUUGCAUGUGUUUUAAUCUGUCUGGGAGAAUGUGUUGGUGUCUUUGCAUGUGUUUUAAUCUGUCUGGGAGAAUGUGUUGGUGUCUUUGCAUGUGUUUUAAUCUGUCUGGUAGAAUGUGUUGGUGUCUUUGCAUGUGUUUUAAUCUGUCUGGGAGAAUGUGUUGGUGUCUGCAUGUGUUUUAAUCUUUCUUUUGCUUGAACUCGUGACAUUUUACCCUGGCUGCCUUUCAGACGAGUUGUGCAUUCUAGAAAACCCCACGUAAUUGGCUAGGCAACAGUGUAUCUUUCUAGAACACCCCACAUCGUUGGCUAGGCAACAUCAUUGGCUGUUGAAUGCAGAACUAGCUCGGCUUCGAGUCCUGGGCCCGUUUCCUGGUAGCGAUGGAUCUUACGCUUACGAGUGUUUUUGACAACGCAUCGUUCCUAUAAUGGCCGAACAACUCGCAUGCGUUUCCCAAAACACUGUGAAGGGAGAAUUUUCACUAAGUGCAUCACUGGAACAUGUGUUGAUACUGAUAAGAUGGAAGGAAAGGCAGCGCUGAUCUCAGAUCAGCUUUCUCCAUUCAACUCUUACCAUAACAUUAUAAUUAUUCCAUAAUACUCACAAUGGAUCAGCUCCUAGAGAGAUAUCAGCCUGUCACCUACAGCGGGGGAGAACAAGUAUUUGAUACACUGCCGAUUUUGCAGGUUUUCCUACUUACAAAGCAUGUAGAGGUCUGUAAUUUUUUAUCAUAGGUACACUUCAACUGUGAGAGACGGAAUCUAAAACAUAAAUCCAGAAAAUCACAUUGUAUGAUUUUUUAAGUAAUUCGUUUGUAUUUUAUUGCAUGACAUAAGUAUUUGAAAUUACAGACCUCUACAUGCUUUGUAAUUAGGAAACACUGCAGAUUUUGCAGGUUAUCAAAUACUUGUUCUCCCCACUGUAUGCACCACCACCUAUCUCCCCACUGUAGACGGCUGCAAAUAUUGAGGCUGUUUAUUCUACCGCUGUAAUAAUAAUAUAAUAACGCUCUCAGUCACAGAUUUAGGACAUCAUUGUGCACGUUGUUACACUUGAUGAAAUAUAUCGAGGAACAAAUUAGACUAGCCUAUAAUUGGCAAAAUAUACUGAACAAAAAUAUAAAAUGCAACAUGUAAAGUGUUGGUUUCAUGAACUGAAAUAAAAGAUCACAGAAAUGUUCCAUGUUGAUAGAUUCCUCAAUUAUUUUCAUAGAUUUUUGCAUUCUUCAUCAAACCAUUUGUCAUUGUUGUUAAUUUUCUUAGGUUGUCUGGUUGACAUUUUUAGAUUUGACUCUCUCUCUCUCCCUCUCUCCCCCCCCCCCCCCCCCCCCCUUCCUCUCCCUCUCUCCAGGAGUAUCCCGGACAACUACAAAGUCAUGUUCCUCCAGGGGGGCGGGACAGGCCAGUUUAGUGCCGUCCCCCUCAACCUAAUUGGUCUAAAGGAGGACAGGUGUGCUGAUUACAUAGUGACGGGCACCUGGUCGUCCAAUGCUGCCAAGGAAGCUGAGAAAUACGGCAAGGUCAACGUGGUGCACCCCAAACUGGACACCUACACCAGUAAGUGUGUGUGUGUGUGUGUGUGUGUGUGUGUGUGUGUGUGUGUGUGUGUGGCCAGUGGUUGCUACUAGUGAUAACAGGAGACAUGGUGUUCUGUGUUAACAGUUUAAUGUAGCAGAAUGACUCUCCUCAUGUCUCCUGUUGACACUAACUAUCCGCCUCACACCACAGACCUACGCUAACAUCACGUGACUGAUUCCCACACUAACCGAUUCCCACACUGGUCCUCUGUAGCUCAGCUGGUAGAGCACGGCGCUUGUAACGCCAAGGGAGUGGGUUCGAUCCCCGGGACCACCCAUACACAAAAAAUGUAUGCACACAUGACUGUAAGUUGCUUUGGAUAAAAGCGUCUGCUAAAUGGCAUAUUAUUAUUAUUAUAGCAACAUGACUGAUUCCCACACUAACAACAUGAUUGAUUCCACGUUACAUCCUAUGGUUUAGAAAGUCAUAGAAUUGCGGUGCUCGACUCAAUAGCUCAUUAUUAAAAGUAUUUUUGAGUGCAGGGUUCAAAAGAAAAGCAAAACCAGCGAUCACUGAAAUAGUCUUUCAGUUUUCAUGUUCUGUGGAAGUUUCUUUAAUAGAUGUGAACAUGUCCUUUGUGCUGUUACUGAAAAAGAACACCACCAACUGGUGGGGGUCGCGAAAGAGGUGCCGUUUUAUAAGAUGGGUACAACUGUCCCAGCGUCCCCGUACAACUGUCCUGGUGUCCCGGUACAACUGUCCCAGCGUCCCGGUACAACUGUCCCGGUACAACUGUCCCGGUACAACUGUCCCAGCGUCCCGGUACAACUGUCCCGGUACAACUGUCCCGGUACAACUGUCCCAGCGUCCCGGUACAACUGUCCCGGUACAACUGUCCCGGUACAACUGUCCCAGCGUCCCGGUACAACUGUCCCAGCGUCCCGGUACAACUGUCCCAAAGUCCCGGUACAACUGUCCCAGCGUCCCGGUACAACUGUCCCAGCGUCCCCGUACAACUGUCCCAGCGUCCCGGUACAACUGUCCCAGCGUCCCGGUACAACUGUCCCGGUACAACUGUCCCGGCGUCCCGGUAAGAGGACUGAAAUGACCAGUAGGAGGUGAACUCAUGUUUUAUUACCAUGCUCAAGACAGGCACACACAGCAGACAGGAAGUGGACUAGUGGAAGUGAUUUCUGUAGAGAAGACAAAGCAUAUACAGUGGGGAGAACAAGUAUUUGAUACACUGCCGAUUUUACAGGUUUUCCGACUUACAAAGCAUGUAGAGGUCUGUCAUUUUUAUCAUAUGUACAUUUCAACUGUGAGAGACGGAAUCUAAAACAAAAAUCCAGAAAAUCACAUUGUAUGAUUUUAUAUAGUAAUUAAUUUGCAUUUUAUUGCAUGACAUAAGUAUUUGAUCACCUACCAACCAGUAAGAAUUCCAGCUCUCACAGACCUGUUAGUUUUUCUUUAAGAAGCCCUCCUGUUCUCCACUCAUUACCUGUAUUAACUGCACCUGUUUGAACUCGUUACCUGUAUAAAAGACACCUGCCACACACUCAAUCAAACAGACUCCAACCUCUCCACAAUGGCCAAGACCAGCGAGCUGUGUAAGGACAUCAGGGAUAAAAUUGUAGACCUGCAGAAGGCUGGGAUGGGGUACAGGGCAAUAGGCAAGCAGCUUGGUGAGAAAAUGGAAGAAGUUCAAGAUGAUGAUCAAUCACCCUCGGUCUGGGGCUCCAUGCAAGAUCUCACCUUGUGGGGCAUCAAUGAUCAUGAGGAAGGUGAGGGAUCAGCCCAGAACUACACGGCAGGACCUGGUCAAUGACCUGAAGAGAGCUGGGACCACAGUCUCAAAGAAAACCAUUAUUAACACACUACGCCGUCAUGGAUUAAAAUCCUGCAGCGCACGCAAGGUCCCCCUGCUCAAGCCAGCGCAUGUCCAGGCCCAUCUGAAGUUUGCCAAUGACCAUCUGGAUGAUCCAGAGGAGGAAUGGGAGAAGGUCAUGUGGUCUGAUGAGACAAAAAUAUAGCUUUUUGGUCUAAACUCCACUCGCCGUGUUUGGAGGAAGAAGAAGGAUGAGUACAACCCCAAGAACACCAUCCCAACCGUGAAGCAUGGAGGUGGAAACAUCAUUCUUUGGGGAUGCUUUUCUGCAAAGGGGACAGGACGACUGCACCGUAUUGAGGGGAGGAUGGAUGGGGCCAUGUAUUGCGAGAUCUUGGCCAACAACCUCCUUCCCUCGGUAAGAGCAUUGAAGAUGGGUCGUGGCUGGGUCUUCCAGCAUGACAACGACCCGAAACACACAGCCAGGGCAACUAAGGAGUGGCUCCGUAAGAAGCAUCUCAAGGUCCUGGAGUGGCCUAGCCAGUCUCCAGACCUGAACCCAAUAGAAAAUCUUUGGAGGGAGCUGAAAGUCCGUAUUGUCCUUCUCCGUGGCCGACGUGAUUAAGACAUUUAAGCAUGUUAAUCCCCGCAAGGCUGCCGGCCCAGACGGCAUCCCUAGCCGCGUCCUCAGAGCAUGCGCAGACCAGCUGGCUGGUGUGUUUAUGGACAUAUUCAAUCUCUCCCUUUCUGCUGUUCCCACAUGCUUCAAAAUGGCCACCAUUGUUCCUGUACCCAAGAAAGCAAAGGUAACUGAACUAAAUGACUAUCGCCCUGUAGCACUCACCUCUGUCAUCAUGAAGUGCUUUGAGAGACUAGUCAAGGAUCAUAUCACCUCUACCCUACCUGUCACCCUAGACCCAUUUCAAUUUGCUUACCGCCCCAAUAGAUCCACAGACGAUGCAAUCGCCAUCACACUGCACACUGCCCUAUCCCAUCUGGACAAGAGGAAUACCUAUGUAAGAAUGCUGUUCAUUGACUAUAGCUCAGCAUUCAACACCAUAGUACCCUCCAAGCUGAUCAUUAAGCUCGAGGCCCUGGGUCUGAAUCCCGCCCUGUGCAACUGGGUCCUGGACUUCCUGACGGGCUGCCCCCAGGUGAUGAAGGUAGGAAACAACAUCUCCACUUCGCUGAUCCUCAACACUGGGGCCCCACAAGGGUGCGUGCUCAGCCCCCUCCUGUACUCCCUGUUCACCCAUGACUACCUGGCCAAGCACACCUCAACUCAAACAUUAAGUUUGCAGACGACACAGCAGUAGUAGGCUUGAUUACCAACAAUGACGAGACCGCGUACAGGGAGGAGGUGAGGGCUCUGGGAGUGUGGUGCCAGGAAAAUAACCUCUCACUCAACGUCAACAAAACAAAGGAGAUGAUCGUGGACUUCAGGAAACAGCAGAGGGUCCACCCCCCUAUCCACAUCAACGGGACCGCAGUGGAGAAGGUGGAAAGCUUCAAGUUCCUUGGCGUACACAUCACCGACAAACUGAAAUGGUCCACCCACGCAGACAGUGUGGUGAAGAAGGCGCAACAGAGCCUCUUCAACCUGAAGAAAUUCGGCAUGGCACCUAAAACCCUCACACACUUUUACAGAUGCUUAGGGUCAUUGUCCUGCUGGAAGGUGAAUCUCAUCCCAGUUUCAAAUCUCUGGAAGACUGAAACAGGUUCCCCUCAAGAAUUUCCCUGUAUUUAGAGCCAUCCAUCAUUCCUUCAAUUCUGACCAGUUUCCCAGUCCCUGCCGAUGGUGUUCUCGGGGUGAUGAGAGGUGUUGGGUUAGCGUUUUCUUUGAUGGCCAAAAAGCUUAAUUUUAGUCUCAUCUGACCAGAGUACCUUCUUCCAUAUGUUUGGGGAGUCUCCCACAUGCCUUUUGGCGAACACCAAACGUUUACUUAUUUUUUGUGGCCACUCUUCCGUAAAGCCCAGCUCUGUGGAGUGUACGGCUUAAAGUGGUCCUAUGGACAGAUACUCCAAUCUCCGCUGUGGAGCUUUGCAGCUCCUUCAGGGUUAUCUUUGGUCUCUUUGUUGCCUCUGAUUUAAUGCCCUCCUUGCCUGGUCCGUGCGUUUUGGUGGGCGGCCAUCUCUUGCCAGGUUUGUUGUGGUGUCAUAUUCUUUCCAUUUUGUAAUAAUGGAUUUAAUGGUGCUGUGUGGGGUGUUCAACGUUUCUGAUUUUUUGUAUAACCCAACCCUGAGUUUCACUUAACCUUUCACACACAUGGGAAUUGAAUGUUUCUUACAGAACAAAUAUUAAAUGCAUAACAAUGGUAGCAAUUGAAAGGGAACAGUUUGGAGAUUAUGGGGGAAAUGAUUAGACCAAAAAGGUGAGUACACAACAGUUCACCUGACAAGACUGAAUCCAAACAUUACACUUGAUUGUAUUUACAUUUUCUGUACUUUUGGCUGCAUUUGUUGAUAACAAAAUCUGAAUAAACUCUGGAUACAUUCAGUAACAUGAUAAGAAUAUUCCUUUUAAAUGUGGUGUAGGUGCAACAUAAGACAAAAAUAAGCAUCAGAAUUGAAGGAAUGAUGGAUGGCGCUAAAUACAGGGAAAUUCUUGAGGGAAACCUGUUUCAGUCUUCCAGAGAUUUGACACUGGGACAGAGGUUCACCUUCCAGCAGGACCCUAAGCAUACUGCUAAAGAAACACUUGAGUGGUUUAAGGGGAAACAUUUAAAUGUCUUGGAAUGGCCUAGUCAAAGCCCAGACCUCAAUCCAAUUGAGAAUCUGUGGUAUGACAUAAAGAUUGCUGUACACCAGUGGAACCCAUCCAACUUGAAGGAGCUGGAGCAGUUUUGCCUUGAAGACUGGCCAAAAAUCCCAGUGGCUAGAUGUGCCAAGCUUAUAGAGACAUACCCCAAGAGACUUGCAGCUGUAAUUGCUGCAAAAGGUGGCUCUACAAAGUAUUGACCUUGUGGGGGUGACUAGUUAUGCACGCUCAAGACGUCCGUUUUUUUGUGUUAUAUCUUGUUUGUUUCACCAGAAAAAAUAUUUUGCAUCUUCAAAGUGGUAGGCAUGUUGUGUAAAUCAAAUGAUACAAACCCCCCAAAAAUCCAUUUUAAUUCCAGGUUGUAAGGCAACAAAAUAGGAAAAAUGCCAAGGUGGGGUGAAUACUUUCGCAAGCCACUGUAUAUCGACUGAAUGGGUGCCGCUUUGUUCGGUAUUUCAAAACGUUUGGUGGUGAUAAAUACAAACAAUUAAACUGUUCUUUAGUUUAAAAAGCCUGUGGUGUUUAAGAGGGGCCACUACCUACGGUACCUAGGGAUCAACACUUCAUCAGGUGGGUGAGGCGGUUUUGGGAGGGGUAUUUAUUGGUAGGAAAAAACAACUGUUUGUAUUGCUAUAUAGUAUAUUAAAUCAAUGGCAAAAAAUGUAGGCUAUUUUUGGGCAUAAUUAAUAUAUCAUGAAUCUACUUUAAAUUAUUAGGUGUAUCACUUUUUGUGUCAUCAUCACGGGGCCCCGUGUAGCUCAGUUGGUAGAGCGUGGCGCUUGCAACACCAGGGUUGUGGGUUCGUUUCCCACGGGGGGCCAGUAUGAAAAUGUAUGCACUCACUAACCGUAAGUUGCUCUGGAUAAGAGCGUCUGCUAAAAUGACUAAAAUGUAAAACUGUAAAUGCAUUAUGUCCACGUGGUUGCAUUGUGUUUUUUAAAUUGGCAAAUAAAUCCAAUUAAAAUCACAACAAAUGUAAGGUAUUUAUAGAAACAACAAAAACAGCUUGUAGCCUUUGGCUGGCUGUGGUUAGCUGGAAGGUGGCAGGCCCCUGUGGUUAGCUGGAAGGUGGCAGGCCCCUGUGGUUAGCUGGAAGGUGGCAGGCCCCUGUGGUUAGCUGGAAGGUGGCAGGCCCCUGUGGUUAGCUGGAAGGUGGCAGGCCCCUGUGGUUAGCUGGAAGGUGGCAGGCCCCUGUGGUUAGCUGGAAGGUGGCAGGCCCCUGUGGUUAGCUGGAAGGUGGCAGGCCCCUGUGGUUAGCUGGAAGGUGGCAGGCCCCUGUGGUUAGCUGGAAGGUGGUUGGCCCCUGUGGUUAGCUGGAAGGUGGCAGGCCCCUGUGGUUAGCUGGAAGGUGGUUGGCCCCUGUGGUUAGCUGGAAGGUGGUUGGCCCCUGUGGUUAGCUGGAAGGUGGCAGGCCCCUGUGGUUAGCUGGAAGGUGGCAGGCCCCUGUGGUUAGCUGGAAGGUGGCAGGCCCCUGUGGUUAGCUGGAAGGUGGCAGGCCCCUGUGGUUAGCUGGAAGGUGGUUGGCCCCCUGUGGUUUAGCUGGAAGGUGGUUGGCCCUGUGGUUAGCUGGAAGGUGGCAGGCCCCUGUGGUUUAGCUGGAAGGUGGCAGGCCCCUGUGGUUAGCUGGAAGGUGGCAGGCCCUGUGGUUAGCUGGAAGGUGGCAGGCCCCUGUGGUUAGCUGGAAGGUGGCAGGCCCCUGUGGUUAUGCUGGAAGGUGGCAGGCCCCUGUGGUUAGCUGGAAGGUGGCAGGCCCCUGUGGUUAGCUGGAAGGUGGCAGGCCCCUGUGGUUAGCUGGAAGGUGGCAGGGCCCCUGUGGUUAGCUGGAAGGUGGCAGGCCCCUGUGGUUAGCUGGAAGGUGGUUGGCCCCUGUGGUUAGCUGGAAGGUGGCAGGCCCCUGUGGUUAGCUGGAAGGUGGUUGGCCCCUGUGGUUAGCUGGAAGGUGGUUGGCCCCUGUGGUUAGCUGGAAGGUGGCAGGCCCCUGUGGUUAGCUGGAAGGUGGCAGGCCCCUGUGGUUAGCUGGAAGGUGGCAGGCCCCUGUGGUUAGCUGGAAGGUGGCAGGCCCCUGUGGUUAGCUGGAAGGUGGUUGGCCCCUGUGGUUAGCUGGAAGGUGGUUGGCCCCUGUGGUUAGCUGGAAGGUGGGCAGGCCCCUGUGGUUAGCUGGAAGGUGGCAGGCCCUGUGGUUAGCUGGAAGGUGGCAGGCCCCUGUGGUUAGCUGGAAGGUGGCAGGCCCCUGUGGUUAGCUGGAAGGUGGCAGGCCCCUGUGGUUAGCUGGAAGGUGGCAGGCCCCUGUGGUUAGCUGGAAGGUGGCAGGCCCCUGUGGUUAGCUGGAAGGUGGUUGGCCCCUGUGGUUAGCUGGAAGGUGGCAGGCCCCUGUGGUUAGCUGGAAGGUGGCAGGCCCCUGUGGUUAGCUGGAAGGUGGCAGGCCCCUGUGGUUAGCUGGAAGGUGGCAGGCCCCUGUGGUUAGCUGGAAGGUGGCAGGCCCCUGUGGUUAGCUGGAAGGUGGCAGGCCCCUGUGGUUAGCUGGAAGGUGGCAGGCCCCUGUGGUCCGCUGGAAGGUGGCAGGCCCCUGUGGUUAGCUGGAAGGUGGUUGGCCCCUGUGGUUAGCUGGAAGGUGGCAGGCCCCUGUGGGUUAGCUGGAAGGUGGCAGGCCCCUGUGGUUAGCUGGAAGGUGGCAGGCCCUGUGGUUAGCUGGAAGGUGGCAGGCCCCUGUGGUUAGCUGGAAGGUGGCAGGCCCCUGUGGUCCGCUGGAAGGUGGCAGGCCCCUGUGGUUAGCUGGAAGGUGCAGGCCCCUGUGGUUAGCUGGAAGGUGGCAGGCCCCUGUGGUUAGCUGGAAGGUGGCAGGCCCCUGUGGUUAGCUGGAAGGUGGCAGGCCCCUAGGUUAGCUGGAAGGUGGCAGGCCCCUGUGGUUAGCUGGAAGGUGGCAGGCCCCUGUGGUUAGCUGGAAGGUGGCAGGCCCUGUGGUCCGCUGGAAGGUGGCAGGCCCCUGUGGUUAGCUGGAAGGUGGCAGGCCCCUGUGGUUAGCUGGAAGGUGGCAGCCCUGUGGUUAGCUGGAAGGUGGCAGGCCCCUGUGGUUAGCUGGAAGGUGGUUGGCCCCUGUGGUUAGCUGGAAGGUGGCAGGCCCCUGUGGUUAGCUGGAAGGUGGCAGGCCCUGUGGUUAGCUGGAAGGUGGCAGGCCCCUGUGGUUAGCUGGAAGGUGGCAGGCCCCUGUGGUUAGCUGGAAGGUGGCAGGCCCCUGUGGUUAGCUGGAAGGUGGCAGGCCCCUGUGGUUAGCUGGAAGGUGGCAGGCCCCUGUGGUUAGCUGGAAGGUGGCAGGCCCUGUGGUUAGCUGGAAGGUGGCAGGCCCCUGUGGUUAGCUGGAAGGUGGCAGGCCCCUGUGGUUAGCUGGAAGGUGGCAGGCCCCUGUGGUUAGCUGGAAGGUGGCAGGCCCAAUUUGAGAAAUUCCUUGCUAUUGUGUUUGAAAUUAGCUCAUGGCUAGAUGGCUUGCCAAGGGCUUAUAGCGGUCCAAUGAGUGGAGGCCACCCGCCAGAGAUGCAAAUCAUGUCUUGAAUGGAAAACUCCAUUCGCCUGCUGGCGGUAUGAAUGUAUAGUCUUGGGUGUAAGGAAGGUGACAAACAGCAGGUGGGAGGACAUGUUUUGCUAUCUGGGAGAUGGACCCUGCAGACCUACUGUGGUUGUGAGUCUACUGUUGUUCAGACUCUGUGGACGCCUUGUUGUAGUUUUUGUUUGCCCCGUCUGGUCGUGCUUCGGUUGGGAUUCCAUAUUUAUUGGGGACCAUAUGUUCAUAUUGUGGUUGUUAUGACUGGACGGUGGUUGUAUUGUUUUGACCUUGUGGUCCUCCUGUCGUUCUGAUUCUAGUGUUUUGACCUUGUGGUCCUCCUGUAGUUGUGAUUCUAGUGUUGUUUUGACCUUGUGGUCCUCCUGUAGUUGUGAUUCUAGUGUUUUGACCUUGUGGUCCUCCUGUCGUUCUGAUUCUAGUGUUUUGACCUUGUGGUCCUCCUGUAGUUGUGAUUCUAGUGUUUUGACCCUGUGGUCCUCCUGUAGUUGUGAUUCUAGUGUUUUGACCCUGUGGUCCUCCUGUAGUUGUGAUUCUAGUGUUGUUUUGACCCUGUGGUCCUCCUGUAGUUGUGAUUCUAGUGUUUUGACCUUGUGGUCCUCCUGUAGUUGUGAUUCUAGUGUUGUUUUGACCCUGUGGUCCUCCUGUAGUUGUGAUUCUAGUGUUUUGACCUUGUGGUCCUUCUGUAGUUGUGAUUCUAGUGUUUUGACCUUGUGGUCCUCCUGUAGUUGUGAUUCUAGUGUUGUUUUGACCUUGUGGUCCUCCUGUAGUUGUGAUUCCAGUGUUUUGACCCUGUGGUCCUCCUGUAGUUGUGGUUCUAGUGUUUUGACCCUGUGGUCCUCCUGUAGUUGUGAUUCUAGUGUUUUGACCCUGUGGUCCUCCUGUAGUUGUGAUUCUAGUGUUUUGACCCUGUGGUCCUCCUGUAGUUGUGAUUCUAGUGUUGUUUUGACCUUGUGGUCCUCCUGUAGUUGUGAUUCUAGUGUUUUGACCCUGUGGUCCUCCUGUAGUUGUGAUUCUAGUGUUUUGACCCUGUGGUCCUCCUGUAGUUGUGAUUCUAGUGUUGUUUUGACCUUGUGGUCCUCCUGUAGUUGUGAUUCCAGUGUUGUUUUGUCCCUGUGGUCCUCCUGUAGUUGUGAUUCUAGUGUUUUGACCCUGUGGUCCUCCUGUAGUUGUGAUUCUAGUGUUUUGACCUUGUGGUCCUCCGGUAGUCGUGAUUCUAGUGUUGUUUUGACCUUGUGGUCUAAUGAUUCUGACUGUCCUCCUGCGGUCCUCCAGAGAUCCCUGACCCCAGCAGCUGGUCGUUGACCCCUGGAGCGUCCUACGUGUAUUACUGCUGCAACGAGACAGUGCACGGCGUGGAGUACAACUUCACCCCGGACACCCACGGAGCCGUCCUGGUCUCUGACAUGUCCUCUAACUUCCUGUCCCGACCCGUCGAUGUUUCCAAGGUAAGGAUGAGCAUUUCACUUGGUUCCAACGACACAACCAUGCUGCAAAGUCAAAAUUGGCUACAUCAUUAAAAUGUAUGAGCAUGGAAAUUAGCUUUGAGGUGUUGAUUAUACAGUACCAGUCAAAAGUUUGGACACCUACUCACUAUUAUUCUACAUAGUAUUUUCUACAUUGUAGAAUAAUAGUGAGGACAUCAAAACUAUGAAAUAACACAUAUGGAAUCAUGUAGUAACCAAAGAAGUGUUAAACAAAUCAAAAUAUAUUUUAUAUUUGAGAUUCUUCAAAUAGCCACUCUUUGCCUUGAUGACAGCUUUGCACACUCUUGGCAUUCUCUCAACCAGCUUCAUGAGGUAGUCAUCUGGAAUGCAUUUCAAUUAACAGGUGUGCCUUGUUAAUUUGUGGAAUUUCUUUCCUUCUUAAUGCGUUUGAGCCAAUCAGUUGUGUUGUGACAAGGUAGGGUUGGUAUAAAGAAGAUAGCCCUAUUUGGUAAAAGACCAAGUCCAUAUUAUGGAAAGAACAGCUCAAAUAAGCAAAGUGAAACGACAGUCCAUCAUUACUUCAAAACAUGAAGGUCAGUCAAUAUGGAACAUUUCAAGAACUUUGAAAGUUUCCUCAAGUGCAGUUGCAGAAACCAUCAAGCGCUAUGAUGAAACUGGCUCUCAUGAGGACCACCACAGGAAAGGAAGACCCAGAGUUACCUUUGCUGCAGAGGAUAAGUUCAUUAGAGUUAAGUGCACUUCAAAUUGCAGCCCAAAUAAAUGCUUCACAGAGUUCAAGUAACAGACACAUCUCAACAUCAACUGUUCAGAGGAGACUGCGUGAAUCAGGCCUUCAUGUCGAAUUGCUGCAAAGAAACCACUACUAAAGGACACCAUUAAGAAGAAGAGACUUGCUUGUGCCAAGAAACACGAGCAAUGGACAUUAGACCGGUGGAAAUCUGUCCUUUUGGUCUAAUGAGUCCAAAGUUGAGAUUUUUGGUUCCAACCUCCGUGUCUUUGUGAGACGCAGAGUAGGUGAACGGAUGAUUUCCGCAUGUGUGGUUCCCACCGUGAAGCAUGGAAGAGAAGGUGUGGGGGUGCUUUGCUGGUGACACUGUCUGUGAUUUAUUUAGAAUUCAAGGCACACUUAACCAGCAUGGCUACCACAGCAUUCUGCAGCGAUACGCCAUCCCAUCUGGUUUGGGCUUAGUGAGACUAUCAUUUGUUUUUCAACACGACAAUGACCCAACACACCUCCAGGCUGUGUAAGGGCUAUUUGACCAAGAAGGAGAGUGAUGGAGUGCUGCAUCAGAUGCCCUGGCCUCCACAAUCACCCGACCUCAACCGAAUUGAGAUGGUUUGUGAUGAGUUGGACCGCAGAGUGAAGGUAAAGCAACCAACAAGUGCUCAGCAUAUGUGGGAACUCCAUCAAGACUGUUGGAAAAGCAUUCCUCAUGAAGCUGGUUGAGAGAAUGCCAACACUGUGCAAAGCUGUCAAGGCAAAGGGUGGCUACUUUGAAGAAUCAAAAUAUUAAAUAUAUUUUGAUUUGUUUAACACUUUUUUUGGUUACUACAUGAUGCCAUAUGUGUUAUUUCAUAGUUUUGAUGUCUUCGCUAUUAUUCUACAAUGUAGAAAAUAGUCAAAAAAUAAAGAAAAACCCUUGAAUGAGUAGGUGUGUCUAAACUUUUGACUGGUACUGUAGGUUAUGGUUAUGCAGCAUAAGGUAAAUGAAAGUUUACCAACUACUGCAUGCUUUUCUUUGUUAGCACUUUAUUUACAGAAAUGGCCUGAACCAUGUAAGGGUAAUAACCCAGUUAUAACUUCCUGUGUGUUGGUGUUUAUUCAAUGUGUUGUUUAUAGUUUGGGCUGAUCUUCGCUGGGGCUCAGAAGAACGUGGGCUGUGCUGGUGUUACUGUGGUGAUCGUGAGAGAGGAUCUCAUUGGCCAUGCCCUGACGGAGUGUCCCAUUGUCCUUGACUACCAAGUGCAGGCUAGGAACAACUCUAUGUACAACACACCACCCUGCUUCAGGUAACAUUUUACAUUUUAGUAAUUUAGCAGACGCUCUUAUCCAGAGCGACUUAAAGGAGCAAUUAGGGUUAAGUGCCUUGCUCAAGGGCACAUCGACAGAUUUUUCACCUAGUCGGCUCGGGGAUUAGAACCAGCGACCUUUCGGUUACUGGCACAACGCUCUUAACCACUAAGCUACCUGCCGCCCAAAAAAGGUAACACACAGUGCCUUGCUUCAGGUAACACACAGUGCCUUGCUUCAGGUAACACACAGUGCCUUGCUUCAGGUAACACACAGUGCCUUGCUUCAAUUACAGACAAGCUUUUACAGCAGGUUUGGGUGUGCAGGCUUUUGUUCCAACCAAGCAUUACAGCUCUCUCUCUCGCUCUCUAUGGCCAGGCUGUCCUUUCAUUUUGACAUUUUAGUCAUUUAGCAGACGCUCUUAUCCUGAGUGCAUACAUUUUUCAUACUGGUCCCCCGUGGGAAUCGAACCCACCACCCUGGCAUUGCAAGCGCCAUGCUCUCCCAACUGAGCCACAUGGGAGUGGUCCUCACUGGGCAGCCAGGUUUGCCUGUGACGACUGGUCUCUAUGGCCAGACUGUGCUCACUGAGUCUGUACCUAGUCAGUGUUUUCCUCAGUUUUCUAUCAGUCACAGUGGUCAGAUAGUCUUCCACAAUGUACUGUCUGUUUAGAGACAAAGCAUUGAAGUUUACUUUGAUUUUUUGUGGUGUCUUUCCAAUAGGUGAUAUAUCUUUCUUUUUGCUUUGUGAUGAUUUGGGUGGGCCAUAGGACUGGGGGUCACUAAAUGAUUAUACAAUUUGGUGGCUCUUUUUGGGAUAUUAAUCAGAAAAGGGAAUUGGCUUAAUUCUGCUCUGCAUGCGUUUGGAGUUUUUCUCUUACAGAAUUCCGCAGGGUUUCAGUUGGGCCUUUGUCCCAUUUGUCCAGCUCUGUAAGCUCCGCCCUUCACUGCCAUAGAGUGCUGAUUGGUUCUAUUAUUGAUUAGAAUAUUUAGAGCCAGAUCCUAAUUGGUAUGUCUAAUUUAAUAGAUUGUUUAAUGGCAUAGAAAGCCCUGCUUGCUUUGUCUUUUCAGUUCAGUCACAGCCAGGUUGAAGUUCCCAGUGGAGCUCAUGUUUAGUCCCAUUAUGUGUAGGAGUGUGUGUUCUAUAUGAGUGGAGCCCAGUAAAAAAGGAUAUCAGUUUCCCUGACAUCUGGACCUUUUCUGGAAUAUCAAAGACUAGUGAGGUUUCCAAUGCCUCGCAAAGAAGGGCACCUAUUGUUAGGUAGAAGGGUAAAAAAUGAAAACCAGCAGACAUUGAAUAUCACUUUGAGCAUGGUGAAGUUAUUAAUUACACUCUGUGAAGGACCUCGGCGUUACUCUUGACCCUGAUCUCUCUUUUGACGAACAUAUCAAGACUGUUUCAAGGACAGCUUUUUUCCAUCUACGUAACAUUGCAAAAAUCAGAAAUUUUCUGUCCAAAAAUGAUGCAGAAAAAUUAAUCCAUGCAUUUGUUACUUCUAGGUUAGACUACUGCAAUGCUCAAUUUUCCGGCUACCCGGAUAAAGCACUAAAUAAACUUCAGUUAGUGCUAAAUACGGCUGCUAGAAUCCUGACUAGAACCAAGAAAUUUGAUCAUAUUACUCCAGUGCUAGCUUCCCUACACUGGCUUCCUGUUAAGGCAAGGGCUGAUUUCAAGGUUUUACUGUUAACCUAUAAAGCGUUACAUGGGCUUGCUCCUACCUAUCUUUCCGAGUUGGUCCUGCCGUACAUACCAAUACGUACGCUACGGUCACAAGACGCAGGCCUCCUAAUUGUCCCUAGAAUUUCUAAGCAAACAGCGGGAGGCAGGGCUUUCUCCUAUAGAUCUCCAUUUUUAUGGAACAGUCUGCCUACCCAUGUGAGAGACGCAGACUCGGUCUCAACCUUUAAGUCUUUACUGAAGACUUAUCUCUUCAGUAGGUCAUAUGAUUGAGUGUAGUCUGGCCCAGGAGUGUGAAGGUGAACGGAAAGGCUCUGGAGCAACGAACAGCCCUUGCUGUCUCUGCCGGGCCGGUUCCCCUCUCCACUGGGGUUCUCUGCCUCUAACCCUGUUGCAGGGGCUGAGUCACUGGCUUGCUGGUGCUCUUUCAUGCCGUCCCUGGGAGGGGUGCGUCACUUGAGUGGGUUGAGUUACUGACGUGAUCUUCCUGUCUGGGUUGGCGCCCCCCCUUGGUUUGUGCUGUGGUGGAGACCUCUGUGGGCUAUACUCGGCCUUGUCUCAGGAUUGUAAGUUGGUGGUUGAGGAUAUCCCUCUAGUGGUGCGGGGGCUGUGCUUUGGCAGAGUGGGUGGGGUUAUAUCCUUCCUGUUUGGCCCUGUCCGGGGGUUUCUUCGGAUGGGGCCACAGUGUCUCCGGACCGCUCCUGUCUCAGCCUCCAGUAUUUAUGCUGCAGUAGUUUAUGUGUCGGGGGGCUGGGGUUAGUUGGUUAUACCUGGAGUACUUCUCCUGUCUUAUCCAGUGUCCUGUGUGAAUUUAAGUAUGCUCUCUCUAAUUCUCUCGUUCUCUCUUUCUCUCUGAGAACCUGAGCCCUAGGACCAUACGUCAGGACUACCGGGCAUGAUGACACCUUGCUGUCCCCAGUCCGCCUGGCCUUGCUGCUAUUCCAGUUUCAACUGUUCUGCCUGCGGUUACGAAACCCCUACCUGUCCCAGACCUGCUGUUUUCAACUCUUAAUGAUCGGCUAUGAAAAGCCAACUGAGAGACCUGAGCCCUAGGACCAUACGUCGGGACUACCGGCCGUGGUGACUCCUUGCUGUCCCCAGUCCGCCUGGCCUUGCUGCUAUUCCAGUUUCAACUGUUCUGCCUGCGGUUAUGGAACCCCUACCUGUCCCAGACCUGCUGUUUUCAACUCUUAAUGAUCGGCUAUGAAAAGCCAACUGAGAUUUAUUCCUGAUUAUUAUUUGACCAUGCUUGUCACUUAUGAACAUUUUUGAACAUCUUGGCAUGGUUCUGUUAUAAUCUUCACCCGGCACAGCCAGAAGAGGACUGGCCACCCCUCAUAGCCUGGUUCCUCUCUAGGUUUCUUCCUAGGUUUUCGCCUUUCUAGGGAGUUUUUCCUAGCCACCGUGCUUCUACACCUGCAUUACUAGCUGUUUGGGGUUUUAGGCUGGGUUUCUGUACAGCACUUCGAGAUAUUAGCUGAUGUAAGAAGGGCUAUAUAAAAUAAAAUUGAUUGAUUGACUUUGGAUGGUGUAUCAAUACACCCAGUCACUACAAAGAUACAGGCGUCCUUCCUAACUCAGUUGCCGGAGAGGAAAGAAACCGCUCAGUGAUUUCACCAUGAGGCCAAUGGUGACUUAUAAACAGUUACAGAGUUUAAUGGCUGUGAUAGGAGAAAACUGAGGAUGGAUCAACAACAUUGUAGUUACUCCACAAUACUAACCUAAAUGACAAAGUGAAAAGAAGGAAGCCUGUACUAAAACUAUAACUAACUGUCAUCCUCACCAUUACGUCAGUACUACAACUACCAUCAUCAUUACAUUUUACAUUGACAUUUUAGUCAUUUAGCAGACGCUCUUAUCCAGAGCGACUUACAGUUAGAUUACUACUACUACUACCACCACCAUCAUUAAACUGCCAUCAUUACCAUCACCCCUACUACCCGUACCUUGACUAUUUGGAAUAAUAAUCACAACAAUAAUAAUAAUAACAAUAAUAAGUAAGUUACUGGUUACUAUGCAGAUGUUGUUGUUGUUGUUAUUCAGUGUCCCUAAGGCUAUGGCAGGCUCCAUCGCCCAUGAGUAUUUUUUGUUUUUCCUUCAUUUUACAUUUUAGUCAUUUAGCAGACGCUCUUAUCCAGAGCGACUUACAGUUAGUGAGUGCAUACAUGUUUUAUUAAUUUUUUCAUACUGGCCCCCCGUGGGAAUCGAACUCACAACCCUGGCGUUGAAAGCGCCAUGCUCUACCAACUGAGCUACACGGGACCUUCGGGUUUAAUAAGUUAACAUUUGGAAUAGAUGUAGCAAUAAUGAAUCUCUUAGUGAGGAAUAUUUCUCACAGUAGAAGCGAAAGCGCAUUUCUGUUUCUACCUCCCUGUUGUGGAGUGACCACAUACACGCUCCUCUUUGGGUAGCCGUGUCUUUUUAUGUCUGUUGUUUUCUAUUGCCAAUUGGUGUUCACUCAGCCUGUACUUGGUAAGGAUCUGUCUCUGGUUCGUAUCUGACAGAGUAGAGAUAAUCAGCCAAUUCAUAUUCUCUGUUUAGGGCCAGAUAGCUAUUUAGUCGGCUUUGACAUUUUGUUUCGUUUUUCCAGUGUUUUAAUUAUGAGUCCUUUGAUUGGUUCAUGAUUUUGUUUAUUUGGAUACUUUCUUUUGAAGCAGUGCUGGUGUCAGCUUGGUUGGUUAGGUCCAACACCAGCUGACUGAGAGGGCUCGUUUCUGGGCUCAGCUCUUGGGUUUGAAGUGCUUUAAAUUGAAGGCUUGAAUUUAGGUAUAGCCAAAAUGUUAAUGAUCUUUUUUUGUAUUGUAUUUUCAUUGCCAAUGGAAAGCGGUCCAAUUCUGCCCUACAUGCAUUAGCUGGCGUAUUUCUUUGGACUUGUAGAAUUGUCCGACAGAAUUCUGCAUGUAGGGCUUCAAUUGGAUGUUUCUCCCAUAUUUUAAAGUCCAGUUUAUUGCGUGGCCCCCAAACCACACUUCUGUAAAGAGCAAUAGGUAGGAUUACGCUGUCAACUAUUUUGGUCCAAAUUCUAAUUGGGAUGUUGUUUUUUAAAUAAUGUAAUUUUUAUUACAUAAAAUGCUCUGCAGGCUUUUUCUUUGAGUUCAUUCACUGCCAUAUUAAAGUUUACCAAUGCAGAUAUGGUCAGACCAAGGUUUGAGUCAUUUUUUGUUUGUUCAAUUAUGGUGUUCAAGGUGUAUUUAUAUUUGUGUUCCUGACAUCUGGGGGUUUUCUGGAAAAUCAUGAUUUUAAUUAUUUACUGCCAGGGCCCAACUAUGGCAAUCAAUUAUGCCAAUAUUGCUCUAGAAUGUUCUGUUGAAUACCUUUUUUUUGUUAUUUUAUUUGUUAUUUAAUUUAAAUAAAUAAAAAAUUAGUCAUUUAGCAGAUGCUCUUAUCCAGAACGACUUACAGUUAGUGAGUGCAUACAUUUUUCAUACUGGCCCCCCGUGGGAAUCGAACCCACAAUCCUGGCGUUGCAAGCGCCACGCUCUACCAACUGAGCUACAGGAGGCCUCCUUUUGUUGGUGAUAGAAGAACCAAAUCAUCAGCAUAUUUUACAUUUACAUCAUUUAGCAGACGCUCUUAUCCAGAGCAGGUAUUUUACCCACGUCUCAAAUAGUGUGAGUCCUGGGGCUGCAGAAUGGUCCAACAUGUCUGCUAAUUCACUGAUAUUAAUGUUGAAUAGGUUUGGACUCAAACUGCAGCCUUGUCUCACACCUCAAACUUCCGAUUUUUUUGUGUGUUUCUUUUUUGGUUUUAGAUUUUUAUUGCACACUUGUUUUCUGUGUACAUACAUUUUAUUAAGUCAUACACCUUACCAUGAAGCCUACUUUGUAAAAUUCUGAAGAAUAGACCUUUGAGCCAAAUAGAAUCAAAUGCUUUUUAAGUCAAUAAAGCAAGCAAAGAUUUUGACCUCUUUUUUUUGGGUUGAUGUGUUUAUUAAUUAGUGUGUAUACUAUAUAUGGUCAGUAGUGCGAUGGUUAGGGAGAAAGCCAAUUUGAUAUUUACUUAUAAAAAAAAAAAAAUCUUGAAAUGUUUGGAUUCUUGAAUUCAAAAUGCUACAGAAAACCUUUCCCAAGUUGCUGUUUAUGCAAAUUCACCCAGUAAUUAUUGGGGUCUGAUUUGUCUCCACUUUUGUGGAUAGGGGAGAUGAGCCCCUGGUUCCAGACAUCAGGAAAGCAGACAGAAGUUAGUACCAUGUUGAACAAUUUAACCACAGCAUUUUGCAACUCAGGUGUUUUUCAGCAUCUCAUUUCUGAUGUCAUCUAUAGAUUUUGAGCUUUUCAUGUAGUUCUUGUUGGGUUAUUGGGUAAUCUAAUGGAUUUCGGUUGUUUUUUAAUGACAUUCAAGGAUGUUAAAUUUUUGUUGAAUUUCUAAUUGUUUAUGUUAUGCUACUUUGUGUAAUUUAUCUUUCGAAACCAUUUUUCAGAAACGUUAAAUUUUUUGUUUCUGAUGUUGCAUUUCUUUAGUUUUCCCAGAUUUUCUGAAUUGACACCUUUUUUAUUGUUUUGGUAUUGUGAGUUUAUUGAAGACCUGUAGAGUUUCAUCCUUUCAUUUGAGUUCAGUGUUUCAAUGAAUUUCUCUGCGCUGUUUGAAGCCCGUCUGUACUAUUUGGUUCAUGUUGUAGAGUUUGUUGGGCUGUAUUUUUGAAUGAGUAUUGCUGGUUAAUUUCUUCAGAAACACGUUGAUCUGACAAUGGUGUCUGUGGUCUGACAGUGAAUGCACUAAUGGAGGAGGGGUCGAUGUCAGUGAUGGCAUAAUCGACUACACUUGUCCCAAGAGCUGAGCAAUAAGUAAACUGACCUAAAGAGUCCCCUCUCAUUCUACCAUUAAGAAUGUACAGGCCUAAGGCUCGACAGAGAUGCACUAACUCCUUCCCGUUUUGGUUCAGUAUUUGGUCAGGACUGUUUCUAUUAUUUAUAAUUGGGCUACUGUACAUGGAGGGGUGUCCCAAUAUGUGGUGGUUACCUCCCGUAUCAGUGUAGUCAGGCUCAGAACCUGUUCUCGCAAUGAAAUCUCCACAAAGAAGCACUUUACCCUCUGCCUGAAAUUGAAUGAGUUUGUCAAAAAUCUGAUCAUCAUAAUAUGAUGAAUCUGGAGGAGCAUAAGCUGCACAAAUGUAUACAUCAUUAUCACAAUAGAUUGUCCCUUUUUUGUUAAGUUUUAUCCGAAUGUGGUUAGUAUCUUUUUUCAUUUAAUUCAAUUCAUGCUUAUGCCCGUUUAACGUUUUUAUGUUUGAUUGAUGGUAGUAAACGUUCUCUAUAGCCGGAGGGACACUGGGUACCAAUGUCUCCACAACACCAUGUUUCCAGGAGGAUUAUUAUGUCCUGUCCCUUGGUGUUUUUAACAAAUUCUGGAUAUGUUGUUUUAGAACCAAAAUACGAAGAGUACAGGGCCCUAUAAUACAAAACAUUAGGAACACCUGCUCUUUCCAUGACAGACUGACCAGGUGAAUCCAGGUGAAAGCUUAUUGAUGUCACCUAUUAAAUCCACUUCAAUCAGUGUAGAUGUUACCAUAUUGCUUCCGUCCCUCUCCUCACCUGGGCUUGCAACUCAAUAUUAGGUGUUCCUAAUGUUUUGUGCGCUCAGUGUAUAUUUCUCUCUCUCUCUCCUCUAGUAUCUACAUCAUGAGUCUGGUUCUGGAGUGGAUAAAGAGCAACGGAGGUGUUGACGCCAUAGAAACGCUCAACAAGAGGAAGUCCAGUAUGAUCUAUGAUAUCAUCAACUCCUCCAACCACUUCUACGCGUUAGUAUCCUUUCAGAUGGAGGGACGGAGGGAGGGAUUCUGAACAGAAAAUAACAUUUAGUAGGAAUAGGCUCAAUCCGGGUUUUGGAAAGUGUUACAAAGUGUUUGGUUUACAAGAUGGAGUUUGUAAAGUGUAUACCUGUGUAACAUGUUGUGAGCAUGCCUGUCUCCAUGGUAACUGGCGUGUUGUGUGUGUGUGUGUUACGUGGUCAGGUGUCCGGUGGACGUGGCGUGUCGUAGUCGUAUGAACGUUCCGUUCCGCGUGGGGAAGAAACAGGGAGACGAAUCUCUGGAGAAGAUGUUCCUGGAUGGAGCCUCCAAACUGGGCAUGAUCUCACUGAAGGGACACAGGUACACACACAAACACACACACACACACACACACACACACACACACCACACACCCAGUGUCUAUGUGUGCCUGGUGGUUAAGAGGGGUCUUCCAUCUGUGUCUGUCUGCCCGUCUGUGUCUGUCUGCCCGUCUUUGUCUGUCUACCCGUCUGUGUCUGUCUGCCCAAGGUGUGUGUGUGUAGGGCGGUAAUUGAAUAACCAUGUAACUGAUGGUUAUGGAUGAAGACCAUCAUGAAAAUACAAUAAAAACCUCCCAAACCGUUUAAAUAGGCCUACAUUCAUUUUAGGAUUUGUAAAAAAACAUUUAUUUACUUUAUUUUCAUGUAGAUAAACUUGACCUAAUAGCGGGAGUGUUUACUAAUUAAAAGCAAUUGUUUUGCUAACUUAGUCUGUCUAUUAAACUGUCUACAUCUCCUCUUCUUUCCAACUGAUGAUGCACAGGGGUGUAGAGUGCUAUAGGCUAACGUUGUAUAUCUCCUCUUCUUUCCAUCUGAUGAUGCACGGGGGUGUAGAGUGCUAUAGGCUAACGUUGUAUAUCUCCUCUUCUUUCCAACUGAUGAUGCAUGGGGGUGUAGAGUGCUAUAGGCUAACGUUGUAUAUCUCCUCUUCUUUCAAACUGAUGAUGCACGGGGGUUGUAGAGUGCUAUAGGCAAGUUGCUUAGGCUAACUUUAUUCCUCUUUCUUUCCAACUGAUGAUGCACGGGGGUGUUUGUAGAUGUGCUAUAGGAUAACGUUGUUUAAUCUCCUCUUCUUUCCAAACUGAUGAUUGCACUGGGGGUGUCGAGUGCUAUAGGCUAACGUUCGAUAUCUCCUCUUCUUUCCAACUGAUGAGCACGGGGGGUAGGGUAGGAGAGUGCAUUAGGCUAACGUUGUAUAUCUCCUCUUCUUCCACACUGAUGAUGCACGGGGGUUGUAGAGUUGCUAUUUUAGGCUAACGUUGUAUAUCUCCUCUUCUUUCCAAACUGAUGAUGGCAACGGGGGUGUAGAGUGCUAUCGGCUAACGUUGGAUAUCUCCUCUUCUUUCCAAACGAUGAUGCCAUGGGGCGGUGGUAGAGUGCUAUAGGCUAACGUUGUAUAUCUCCUCUUCUUUCAACUGAUGAUGCACGGGGGGUGUAGAGUGCUAUAGGCUAACGUUGUAUAUCUCCUCUUCUUUCCAACUGAUGAUGCACGGGGGUGUAGAGUGCUAUAGGCUAACGUUGUAUAUCUCCUCUUCUUUCCAACUGAUGAUGCACGGGGGGUGGAGAGUGCUAUAGGCUAACGUUGUAUAUCUCCUCUUCUUUCCAACUGAUGAUGCACGGGGGUGUAGAGUGCUAUAGGCUAACGUUCUAUAUCUCCUCUUCUUUCCAACUGAUGAUGCACGGGGGUGUAGAGUGCUAUAGGCUAUGGCACUUCAGUAAAAAAAAUGGUUUGAUGUGUGGACUUUCUUUAAAAUAAUGCACAUUUUCAUUGCUAGCUAGUAAAUAAAUAAAUCUGUUGGAUGUGUCUGACUAUUGGUUAAUUAUUCAACAGCAAGGUUGUUCUGGCUCUGAGGCUUAUGUGCUAAUUUUGGGUCAAAUGGACCAAUCCUGUCCAACCUGGCAUGGUAUAAUUUGAUACGGAAUCUUUUCUUAAUUUAUAGACCAGUCAACACUAAUCAUGUCCGGUCCUGGGCUCCCUGGUGGCGCAGCGGUCCGGUCCUGGGCUCCCUGGUGGCGCAGCGGUCUAAGGCACUGCAUCUCAGUGCUUGAGGCGUCACUACAGACCCCCUGGUUCGAUUCCAGGCUGUGUCACAACCGGCCGUGAUUGGGAGUCCCAUAGGGCGGCGCACAAUUGGCCCAGCGUCGUCCGGGUUUGGGCCGGUGUAGGCCGUCAUUGUAAAUAAGAAUUUGUUCUUAACUGACUUGCCUAGUUAAAUAAAGGUUAAGUAAAUUAGAUUAAAUAUGCCGCCCUAGGCGAGACAAAAACAUUUGCUGCCCUCCUAUCCCCGCAAAGUAGAAUAUUAGCCUAGGUUAUAGUGUCGGCCCACAAUGCACUUUUAUGAAUGCCCAUGUGGUAACCUACCGUUUAUAAAAACAGGCAAUUUACCGUUAAUCCCUGUCAUUUGGUAAUAAUAUAUAUGAAUGCCCACGUGGUAACCUACCGUUUAUAAAAACAGGCAAUUUACCGUUAAUCCCUGUCAUUUGGUAAUAAUAUAUAGUUCCUCACAGUAAAUUGAAAAAUUAUUCCAACACACUCUCCAUCUAUAAUCAGCGUGGCUGGUAAAUAGGCUAUGGACAUGUUGUGUGUAUUUGUUUCUAUUUUUAAUGAUAGUCUUUUUCAUCUUCAUACCAUAUAGAUGUCCCCUUCAGACUUUCAUUCUCAAUUCAUUAUCUCAUAGCCUACUUUCAGAAAGCCUAAGGUAGGCCUAGGUUUCUUUAUACCUUUUUAAGGGAAAGGAGAAAUAUUAGAUGUUGUGUCUGACAUACACUACCGGUCAAAAGUUUUAGAACACCUACUCAUUCAAGGAUUUGUCUUUAUUUUUAACAAUUUUCUACAUUGUAGAAUAAUUGUGAAGACAUCAAAACUAUGACAUAACACAUAUGGAAUCAUGUAGUAACCAAAAAAGUGUUAAACAAAUCAAAAUAUAUUUUAUAUUUGAGAUUCUUCAAAUAGCCACCCUUUGCCUUGAUGACAGCUUUGCACACUCUUGGCAUUCUCUCAACCAGCUUCACCUGGAAUGCUUUUCCAACAGUCUUGAAGGAGUUCCCACAUAUGCUGAGCACUUGUUGGCUGCUUUUCCUUCUCUCCGCGGUCCGACUCAUCCCAAAUAAUUUCAAUUAGCUAACAUUAGGCUAUAACAAGCAAUGCAAAUGGCUCUGAGAUACGAAUAAUAUUACUACACAGAUCAUACACGUAACGUUAGCUAGCGAGCCAGCCAGCUAACUUUAGCUAACAGUAUGCUUUAACUUGAAAUGAAAAUGACUUUCUGACAAAAUUAGAAAUGUAUAAUAUCUGAAAAUGUAGCUAGCUAGACUAUCUUACCCGUAUACAUGGAUGGACGCUUCUCCCUCUCUGUCACGGAUGCCAUGGUUGCCCUUAGUUUGAAGAUGUAAUCCAGAGACAGGUGUUUUAUACAACAGCCUUCUGUUUGUUCUCUUUUCGACUCCGUCUGCAUAUUUGCAAUCAAACGGCAGAAUAUUCUCCAUCUCCUUAGCUAUCAUACUCUAAAUCCACUGAUUUCAAAACUCGGUCCUCCAGAAAGUGGAGAGCAACACUUUUGAAGUUGUACUACGUGAGAUCUUUCUAAAAGCUGUGUUAGAAAGGAUUACCUACACAUACUGACCAUGCUACAUGGCAGACCAAUCCGAACUCAUCUCUCGGCAUGUCCAGCCCAUCCAUUAUAUCAGCCAAUCAUGGCUAGCGGGAAGGUUCCUGUCUUAUUCCGUGGCUAAACCACCUAGGCUCGUAAUUUAACCAUUUUAUUCAUAUUUACAGAUGGCAUACACGUUUGUUAUUAAGGCACAUGAAAGUUCACAUGUUCCAGAAGGCAUUUCUGCCAAAAAAUGCAUUUUGAUUUAAAAAAUUGUUUACGUUCAAAUGUCUCUCCUGUGAAGCAGUGACGCGCGUCAUACGUCUAGUUUCCUGAAACGAGUCACAAAUGUCCAUUCAUAAAGUUUCCUAACGUAGAAUCAAACGCUCCUGUCAUGAUUUAUUCUUGUAAAGGGCCUGUUUUCAGUAGUUUAGGCAACAUUAUUUCUCUCAUUACGACGUCCUCUCUUUGAAGAACGGUCGAAUGACCGCAGCAGGGUUUGUGAUGUUAUGUGAAUAUUUCGGGAAAAGUCGGUGAAAACACAACCGGACUUCAUUUGAAUGGUUUUGUGCGUUGAAAUAGGGUCUGUAUUUAAAAAAAUGAUAUGCAGGAACAGCCAACAGACAAGGACAAGGAAGGCAUAUCUUUAUUUUGACUCCGUUAAUGUCGUGUCACUAUGAAAAUGUAACGGACCCUCUCCAACCUGGCAUUUCUUAAUUUGUUGAUUUUAAUAUUUAUAAGUAAUAACCUGAGUAAUAUUAAUGAAAUGCCAUUAUAAUAACGAAGUGUAGUGGGUUGUUUCAAAUAAAUAUGUUUUAUUAAGAAGCAUAUCCAGGUCAACAAGUGAACUAACAGAAUUGUAACCGCCCCUUUUUUGACCCUGAACAGGUCUGUCUGUCUCUGUCAGUGGAAGGAAUAUGUCUGUCUGUCUGUCUGUAUAUGUCUGUCUGUCCAUCUGCUCAUGAUGUUUGUGUCUCCCCCUACAGGUCAGUGGGAGGUAUACGUCUGUCUGUAUCUGUCUGUCUGUCCAUCUGCUCAUGGUGUUUGUCUCCCCCUACAGGUCAGUGGGAGGUAUACGUCUGUCUGUAUCUGUCUGUCUGUCCAUCUGCUCAUGGUGUUUGUCUCCCCCUACAGGUCAGUGGGAGGUAUACGUCUGUCUGUAUCUGUCUGUCUGUCCAUCUGCUCAUGGUGUUUGUCUCCCCCUACAGGUCAGUGGGAGGUAUACGUCCAUCUGCUCAUGGUGUUUGUGUCUCCCCCUACAGGUCAGUGGGAGGUAUACGUCCAUCUGCUCAUGGUGUUUGUGUCUCCCCCUACAGGUCAGUGGGAGGUAUACGUCCAUCUGCUCAUGGUGUUUGUCUCCCCCUACAGGUCAGUGGGAGGUAUACGUCUGUCUGCUCAUGGUGUUUGUCUCCCCCUACAGGUCAGUGGGAGGUAUACGUCCAUCUGCUCAUGGUGUGUGUCUCCCCCUACAGGUCAGUGGGAGGUAUACGUGCGUCUCUCUACAAUGCUGUGACAGUGGAAGACGCUCAGGCUCUGGCCAAUUACAUGGAGGAGUUCCUCAAGGAGCACCAAUAGGAGAAGGCCAUACAGCAUGCUGGACCAAUCAGAGCAGGCCAUGCUGCUGGGUCUAUGGGACCAGGGUUCAGUAAGGUGAAACAUUCAUAACGUUACAGAUAGAAAUAUACUGAAUAGAGCUGACACGAUUCCCUAUUGUACCUGACAGCCAAUCAUAUCUGUUCUAUUGUACCUGACAGCGAAUCACAUAUGUUCUAUAUGAUACAUUUCUGACUGUUUUGUAACGUUGAACUUUCCUGAACAUGACCCCACACUGAUCCCAGACCACAUGCUGUAUCAACUCAACACACUGACCCCAGGCU
Coregonus sp. 'balchen' is the source of this 28784-nucleotide messenger RNA. Lineage: Eukaryota; Metazoa; Chordata; Actinopteri; Salmoniformes; Salmonidae. The record is from the annotation of a GenBank genome assembly.